Messenger RNA from Arthroderma uncinatum, 918 nucleotides. RefSeq lists its product as uncharacterized. NCBI's taxonomy places the organism in Eukaryota, Fungi, Ascomycota, Eurotiomycetes, Onygenales, Arthrodermataceae. Bases 1 to 918 code for a protein of 305 amino acids. The record is from RefSeq and is a predicted model, not a curated record. Gene Ontology annotation, cellular component: nuclear exosome (RNase complex); nucleolus; cytoplasmic exosome (RNase complex). Gene Ontology annotation, biological process: U4 snRNA 3'-end processing; nuclear mRNA surveillance; poly(A)-dependent snoRNA 3'-end processing. The transcript has 2 exons.
AUGCCGCUCGAUACCUCAACAACAUACAGACUCACACGGCUACGGCUGGACGGACGGCGAUGGAACGAACUACGACUUCUACAGGCCCAAAUAUCCACAAACCCAGCUAGUUCUGGCUCAUCAUAUCUAUCAAUGGGCAACACGGCGGUCCUUUGCACAGUUCAUGGCCCCGCGGAGGGGAAACGCUCAGAGACAGCGGGCGCAACGGGAGCUGUGAUUAAUGUCGUCGUUAAUCUGGCUGGAUUUGCGAAUGUGGACCGGAAGAAGAAGAGUGCUGCUGGCGGUGGUGGAGGAGAUAGGCAAGCUACAAUCGAACUAGCCAACUCGAUCCGAGAUGCUUUCCAACCACACAUACACGCCCAUCUCUACCCACGCAGUACAAUAUCGAUCCACGUAUCUGUCCUCUCAUCUGAUGGCUCACUGUUCGCCGCGUGCGUGAACGCAUGUACCCUCGCGCUCGUGGACGCCGGUAUUCCCAUGCCCGGCCUUCUUUGCGCCUGCACAGUAGGCAUGAGCGGUCGUGCGUCCACUCCGGCCGUAACGGCUGAAUCAGCACAAGUAGGCGGGACAAACGAAAGCCUCGACCCGCUACUAGACAUUUCUGCCCCCGAGGAGGUGGAAUUACCAUAUAUGACAGUUGCGAACACGAAUCCUAUGCCUGAUAUAAAUAUUCCAAGAGGAGGUGAUGAUGAAGAUGAUGAAGACGAGGACGGGUAUGAUGCAGAGAACGAGAAUCAGAUGUUGUCAAUUGUGCAGAUGGAUUCGGGAGUGCAUGUGUCGUAUCUUGAGACGAUGUUUGCGGUAGGGAUUGAUGGAUGUAAGCAGACGCGGGAGAUAUUAAAUGGAGUAUUGAAGAGUGCAGGGAGAAGAGUCUUGAUGGGGGAAGCCGUCUCCGGUCCUGGGUACGACGAUGAAUGA